GGCUGUGGUGGCAGCCGGCCGCCUCCCCGCACCGGGAAUGACUAGGGGAACCUCAGCUUCAUCUUUACUCUUCCGAGAGCAGUCCUUUCUCUGUGCAGCUGGAGAGACCCGUGAGCAGAGCUGGGCCCAGGUUCUUAAGAGUCCGUGUGGGGAGUGGGCUCUCAGGUGCUUCUGGGUUCGAGCUGAGCAGGCCUACACAGACGGGGGUGCAUCUGUACCAGCCAGAACUUCCAGCCCCUACCCUUCUUUGUCUCAUCAGUGUGUUAAGUGCAAUGACCCAUUGAAGAGUAAACCCAUUCCACCUAAUCAGUUCAGGGCUUAUCCAAGCACUGCCUCCCUCCCCCUCUGUCCAAGUUGCCUGGAUCACAAGCUCAGCUUGAGAGGGAAGGCCUUGGGUUGAGGGCUUGUGAUCAGAAAAACUGAAGAUGGAAGCUUUGGUCGGUACUGAUGUGUAUUAGAUGCGAAUGAAUCCUCACCCUGUGUCCUGAGCCUGAGUCAUUUUUCUUCUUCCAGUCGCCCUGCCCACACGCACUUAUCCCAGACAUGACAACAUGCAGACUGACAGUCCCAGCUCCCACCCUAAAGAUCAUCCCACCAACACCACCAGACGGGGGCCCAAGGGCAGUGCCUGGUGCCGCUCCCAUCUGCUGUCUCCCCUUCUCUCCUGCAAUUGGUUUGUACUCAUUGGGCUGUGCUCUCUUCCCCUGUUUACUUGAUGUAUGGAAAUAAAUGUCCUUUUUCUCCUG
Balaenoptera musculus (blue whale) is the source of this 746-nucleotide messenger RNA. RefSeq names its product TGFB1-induced anti-apoptotic factor 1 (gene TIAF1). The record is from RefSeq and is a predicted model, not a curated record. Lineage: Eukaryota; Metazoa; Chordata; Mammalia; Artiodactyla; Balaenopteridae.